CUCAACGCUCGUUGAGGUGGACGCGCAUGGGCGCGUGGCCGCGCACGUUCGGUUGUAAUAGUCUAAACGGGCACGUGUACGUGCGCGUACUCGUGUUCUUUGUGUGGCAGUGUAGAGAAGCGCCAAAAGAGUGACCAUGGCUGAUGAAAAACCAAAGGAAUCAGUGAAGACAGAAAACAAUGAACACAUAAACCUGAAGGUAGCGGGUCAGGAUGGAUCUGUAGUGCAGUUCAAGAUCAAAAGACACACACCGCUCAUCAAACUCAUGAAGGCCUACUGCGAGAGACAGGGACUGUCAAUGAGGCAAAUCAGGUUCAGAUUUGACGGGCAGCCAAUAAACGAGACAGACACACCAGCACAGUUGGAAAUGGAAGAUGAAGACACGAUCGAUGUGUUUCAACAACAGACGGGCGGACAGAUUUAAUCGGCCACGUGCAUCACCACUUUCUUCCUGGACACCACCAACUUUCCUGGCCUCCGAGGCACACAGCGCCUGCUUCUUCGCAGCUCGUCUCAACAGAAUUCCACGCAGAAGAAGUUUCCCGUUUCUCUGCUACACAUAACUGCUGUAUAUUUUCAUUCGCGCCCCUUUUACUCUUCUUUGUACAUAAGCCACAUCCACGUCACCCUGAGUUCAGAUUUUGUUUUUCCAUGCUGUAUUGUGAUAAGUGUUAAGGACUUCCCUUCCAGACUGUUAAUACUGGUGAUAGAGUGAGCAUUAAGUAAAACUGACUUUAUUGAUCAAAAUUUGCUCAGCUAAUCUUGGUCGUUGGCCAGCAAAUCUGUUCUUAAAGUGUACAAUUUUUGGGACUGGCUGUCACUUAGUGAACCAUAUGCCAAGUAUGGGGAUCACGGGAUAUGCUGACAUUUGGGUUCUGUCAUAUUCACAAAACAUAUUUGAUUUUAUACAUUUUUUUUUAAAUAGUACUGGAUGUGUAGAGGAAUGUUCUGAGAAAUCGUUUUUGCUAGGCCACUUCAAAUUUUGGGAAGCCCUAAGAGAUGUUUCAGCAAAAUAAACAUCUGUAUUGUCUAUUAAGAUGCUUGUUGAAAUAAAGCUAUUGUCUUUUUCCAAACUUUCA
This is a messenger RNA of Oreochromis aureus, 1079 nucleotides long. RefSeq names its product small ubiquitin like modifier 2b (gene sumo2b). The transcript has 4 exons. The record is from RefSeq and is a predicted model, not a curated record. The coding region runs from base 137 to 424 and encodes 95 amino acids. Gene Ontology annotation, molecular function: protein tag activity; ubiquitin-like protein ligase binding. NCBI's taxonomy places the organism in Eukaryota, Metazoa, Chordata, Actinopteri, Cichliformes, Cichlidae. Gene Ontology annotation, cellular component: nucleus. Gene Ontology annotation, biological process: protein sumoylation.